Molecule: messenger RNA, 753 nt
Organism: Arabis nemorensis
Lineage: Eukaryota; Viridiplantae; Streptophyta; Magnoliopsida; Brassicales; Brassicaceae
Source: the annotation of a GenBank genome assembly
AUGGCGGAUUUUGGGUAUUUUUCCGAUACAGAUGAUUCAGCAGUAGAAGAGUUGGUUUCGCAAGCGAAGGAACUUUCGGCUUUGGAGCAAGUAGCUGCUAUAAACUGUUCUGGAUUCACCGAUUCUACACUUCCCGAUGAUCUCGAAGCUCGAUUCCGUCGCCUCAAAUCUCUUCCCACUUCUCGACCCGACCCGGUUUCUUCGUCUUCUUCGAAGAUUAAGCAGCAGAAGCAUCUCUCUCACUCCAAGAGCGUCGCGAGUUACGCUAAGGAAGAUGGAAAUAGACGAAAUCCAGGUAAAAUUUCUGGUUCUGUGAAUCUUUCUGACGAAGAAUCUAGUAUCUUCUCGGGAAAUAGACGGAAUCCAGGUGUAGAGAAAAGCUCAGAUCGAAGUGGAGACUUCUCUGAUUCAGGAAAAAUCGAUUCGAGAGAGAAACCAGAGAAGAAAUCGAAAUCGAAAUCGAAAUGGAUUGAUAAGUUAUCUCCAUCGAAAAUCUUUGGAUACAUUUGGCGUUCGCCGAAGAAAUCAUCAACGAAGAAGAAGAACAUGAAAUCGUUUAAUGAUUCGGCGGGUCGGGAGAGAAACAUCGAUGAUUUCGACGAGUUUUUAUCUGAUUUAAACGCGUUUUCAGUGGAAGAUCAAAGGAAAAUGCUGAAGAAAGCACUCAAAGAACAACAGAAGAUGCGGAAAGAAGCAGCUGAGAUCAUCAAAAUGGCCAAACAAGCUUCAGCAAAAUUCGAUUUUGAUGAUUAA